AUGCUUGCUGCUGUAAGAGAUAGACAAUGUACAUUCUUUCAAAUAGAAAAUGUACGUGAUGAUGAAACACAUAUAACUCAAUUGAAACACAUUACACUUGAUUGUUGUAUUGAAUCAUUUUCUUGGUUAAAUGCAAGGACUUUUAUAUUAUUCGAUUUGUCUGUACGUGUACAUGAUAUUGAUCAACAUUCUGAAGAACAAUUAGAAUGUUUAUUUUUAUCUUAUUGGGAACUUAUUUAUAAUACAAUAUUUUUCAAAUCAUUAGCUAGUGGUGGUAAUGUUUCUUCAGCAUUAGCAUUAGCGGGUUAA
Rotaria sordida is the source of this 309-nucleotide messenger RNA. Lineage: Eukaryota; Metazoa; Rotifera; Eurotatoria; Philodinida; Philodinidae. The record is from the annotation of a GenBank genome assembly.